This is a messenger RNA of Chlamydomonas reinhardtii, 1055 nucleotides long. RefSeq lists its product as uncharacterized. The record is from RefSeq and is a predicted model, not a curated record. The coding region runs from base 4 to 714 and encodes 236 amino acids. The transcript is spliced from 4 exons. NCBI's taxonomy places the organism in Eukaryota, Viridiplantae, Chlorophyta, Chlorophyceae, Chlamydomonadales, Chlamydomonadaceae.
GCCAUGUCCGACGAGAACGCAAAGGUUGAGGUUGCGGCAGAGGCGCAGGAGGCGCACGCUGAGCCCAAGGCCGAGGAGACUCCCGACGCUGUGGAGGUGAAGGAGGAGCAAGCAGCGGAAGAGGAGGAAGCUGUGGAAGAAGGAGCCGAGGGUGAGGACGCAGCUGGAGAAGGCGGCGAGGAUGCACCGGCGAGCGCAGACAAGAAGCGGCCGGCCGAGAGCACACCCACGACUCUGGGCUUUAAACUAUUCAACUCCGGGAAAGACGCCGCUGCUUACUUCAAGGUCCUUCAGCACUCGACCAGCCUGGACACCGACAUGAACGAGUACGAGUACCGGAUAUUGCUGGACCUGCUGCAGAAGGGACACCCCAACGCGGAUAGCAAGAUUGGCUGCGGCCUGCGCUCGUUCCAGGUGCGCCGCUUCGAGGGCGCGCGGGACGCGGACGCUCGCGCCUUCUUCGCUGUGCGCAAGGAUGGCAGCGCGGAGGACUUCUCCUACGUCAAGUGCGUUAGCGCCAUCUUCGGGGACUUGGAUUAUGUGCAGCGCCCCAACAAGCAGCCGCACCAGGAGGGAGGCCGCGGCGGCGGCCGUGGUGGCUUCGGCCGCGGGCGCGGUGAUGGUGGCCGCUCGCCUGGCGGCCGUGGGAGAGGCGGGCGGGGAGGCCGCUUUGGCGGGCGGGGAGGCAGGGGGCGCGGCCGUGGCCGGUUCUGAGCAGACAGGGACGUCAAAAUGGAGGGGGCUCUGUGCGUCCGGCAUGCGUAGGGAGGCUCGCCUCAAUUGCAGCCGGAAUUGUGGACCUGGAUGGCAGACAAGCUGAGGGGGUGAAGGUGUGAUGCGGUUCAGGUACUGGUUGUGGAACAUGUAACUGGUGACGCUUGGAGAUGGAGUUGUUGGGUGAUAUCCAUAUGGCGGGUGCGUGGAUGCCAGCAGAGCUUGAGCUAGUAACGGUGUUAACGUCGAUUGGCGUCAAGCGUCAUGCCGCAGAAUGCGCCUCUGCUGUAACAUGUUUUGCUGCUUGCGAGGUAAGGAAGGCCCUGUAAGUUUGUCAGCGU